This is a messenger RNA of Lactuca saligna, 606 nucleotides long. The record is from the annotation of a GenBank genome assembly. NCBI's taxonomy places the organism in Eukaryota, Viridiplantae, Streptophyta, Magnoliopsida, Asterales, Asteraceae.
AUGGACCGUGAUCACGCUCACCAGCGGGAUGAUAACAAUAACAUUAGACGAAAUACCCAAACUGCCCUUUACCUCUUUCCUAUAAAACCUCCUGCUUUCCCUAACCCUUCCAUCAUCCCUCUUUUCCGACCUCCGAUCACCGCUCUGGAGGAUUCCGGCAACGGGAGCGUGGUGCUCUCCCUAUACCAUGCGUUAAGCUCUCGCGACGUCCUAGUCGUACACAAACUCUUAGCUCCUGAUCUCGAGUGGUGGUUUCAUGGCCCUCCGUCUCAUCAGUUUAUGAUGCGAUUGCUCACCGGAACUGAUAACGAAAUCACCGACUCCUUUGAAUUCGUGCCUCUUUCGAUUGACGCCUUCGGAUCUACAGUCAUCGUCGAAGGCUGCGAUCAACGCCGUGAUAUCUCCUGGAUCCACGCCUGGACUGUCAAUUCGCAUGGGAUAAUCACACAGGUUAGGGAAUACUUCAACACUUCCCUCACUGUCACUCGGUUCCUUAACUCUACCAAACCUGUUUCCGUUACUUCGUUACAUUGCCCUUCCGUUUGGGAGAGUAGUCUCGCUAAUCGCGUCGGAAAAUCUGUUCCUGGUUUAGUUUUAGCAAUAUAA